Molecule: messenger RNA, 885 nt
Organism: Plasmodium gallinaceum
Lineage: Eukaryota; Apicomplexa; Aconoidasida; Haemosporida; Plasmodiidae
Product: Yip1 protein, putative
Exons: 6
Coding region: 1-885 (294 amino acids)
Biological process (GO): endoplasmic reticulum to Golgi vesicle-mediated transport; vesicle fusion with Golgi apparatus
Cellular component (GO): trans-Golgi network; membrane
Source: RefSeq, a predicted model, not a curated record
AUGAAUUAUUAUAACCAGAAACUUAUAAAUAGGGUAAAUAAAAAUGAGAAUGAUACAAGUUUUGUUAAUGAAAAUCAUUUAAACAAUCCACAUAUAAAUAAAAAAAUAUUUGAAAAUAAUUACAAACCUAAUUUAAUUCCUAAUAUUCCAUAUGAAAAUAAUUUAUAUCAAAAUAAUCUAGUAGCAAAAAAUUUUAAUUAUACUAAUAGUGAUAACAAUGAUUUAUUAACAAAUCCUUUUAGUAAUCAAUCAUAUAUAAAUAAUGAAAUAAAUAAAAACAAUGAUAUUUUUAAUAAUUAUACAAUAACAAAUAAAAAUGAUUUAAAUAAAAAUAACAAAAAGGAAAAUGAACAGGAUCAAGAAGAGGAAGAGGAAGAAUUGCCUUUACUUGAAGAACUUGGAAUAAAUUUUGAUUUAAUUUCUAAAAGAAUGAAAUCUGUUUUUAUGUUUUAUAAAAUUGAUCAUUCAUUAUUUGAAAACUCUGAUUUAUCUGGACCAUUAUUAAUAGUUCUUUCUUUGGGAUUCAUACUAUUAUUAGCAGGGAAAGCUUCAUUUAGUUACAUUUAUUUAAUUGGAAUUGUAAGUAGUUUAAGUAUUUAUUUACUAUUAAAUAUGAUGAGUCAAAAUUUAACGCUAGAUUUAUAUCGCACAAUUAGCAUGUUAGGGUAUGCAUUGCUACCAUUGGUUAUUUUAUCAAUUAUAUCUAUACUUAUAAAUUUAAGAUCAAAAAAAGGGUACUCUAUUUCUUUUUUUUGCAUUUUAUGGUCAGCUUUAACGGCUUCAAGAUUUUUUGAAGUGGCUUUGUGUAUGAAUAGUCAAAGGUAUUUAGUUGCCUACCCAAUAUUUUUAUUAUAUUCUUGUUUUGCAUUAAUUAUUAUUUUUUAG